AUGACUUUACCGCGGUUGGGAAAGGCUUCAAGCUAUCCUUCCUCAGCCCACUCCGCGGAUGCUAUAACAGAACCGGUUGAACCAACUAAGCUCCCGAAGCCACUCGAUGUGCGGAUCCCAAAUAGGGUCGAGCAAGCGGGACCAUUCCCAUGGCCCGAGCGGUUCUUCAACAGAAGAAAACUUCCCAGCGACUGGGAGAAUACUCCAUGGCUUUACGCCACCCUUCGAGACAUGGAACAAGACCUAAAGUGCCCCGAAGAAGAAGAUAUAUUGCGCUCUUUGCGAACCGAAGAGAACUGGGCUCCAGACCAGUUCCGACUUGAUGUUUUCCUCGAUAUCAUCCAGGGAAGAACACUUCAGCAGUUGGAAGAAGAUGGAGACGGGGUGCCGGAAACCAAGGUAGCCCUCCUCAUUGAUAGCAACAACGUUGGCAGUAAACCGGAAUUCCGACCUCUUCUCGGAGGCCUAUCAGCAAGGCAGUUGUUGAGAGAGGCGACUAAAGAGCGCUAUGAACUCGAUUAUGAACAAUCUACUGUGAGUAGUGGCUUCGUCGAGGCAGAACGCAGGUUGAUCUACGUGGUUGACCUAGAUUCUUGGUCUAUUCUUGCUCUUCUUGGGUCCUCUCCGGAGUCUCUCUACAGAGAAGUGACUGAGUGCAUCCUUAACCACCUCUCAGCCAAGAGCGAAAUUGGGGUUUCUUUUGCUGUAAGACAGCACAAGAAGCUUCUUGAUGAUUUUUUACUAGCGUCUCGCAACCUAAGAGCUCAACAAGAAGCCGAGAGAAAGCUCAACGAGUGUGAGAUGAUGGUCAAGGAAGCUGGAGACGUUCUGAGGGAUCUGAAAAGGACCCUUGGCGAGACCCUAAGUAGCGCCGCGGUUUUCACGGAAACCGACGUGAACUACUUUCUACAUCAAGAUGGCCGAGUUGGAGAUGCUAUAGAUUGCAUGAUGCCUUUAUCUCAGAUCCGGAAAACAUUGAAUAAGAUGGGCCGGACUCACCGAGACAUCGGCGAGCUGCAAGGAACAUGCGAGUCAAUGCUCGAGAGUGGUAUUCGUGGGAGAAAAAAGUCUAUGUUGACACCGAAUAUGAAUGCGACGAAUACGCUGGAGAAAAGAAUGCUGUUGUGGAUAACAAUGAUGUCCCAACCACUCCUCAAUGUAGCCGCGAUCUUCAGCUGUGAUGGCAUUAUCACUUUUCCGCGGACAUGGUAUAAUUUUCUCUACGCUCUCUUCUUCAUGGUAGCUGCUAUGGGGUCUAUUGUGGUCUUAUUGCUCAAGUUGCUAGAAUCUGGCGUCAGCCUGUUUGAGAGCAGAGCUGGAGGCCAGAGUUCCGCAGAAGAGACUAGCGACUGCUCACGAGAACGCGGCGGGACAGGCCCGGUGGACGCCAGCAACCGCUUGCCACCCCGCAGAUCCACAUGGUGCACAAGUGGAAUGGGGCACAUCCAGAGACGACACGCAGGCGACAUUGGGCUUCUCGAUUUACCGGGCCGGAGCGUGUUGGGUCAACCUGCAACAAUAGGGCCGAGUCUCAACAAGCCUUCAACUGCUGUCUUGGCAAGACGCUAAAGCUACACCGAAGCUCUUGCUCAGGGGACCUGACAUAGAGUUUGGCACUUCGAGAGCACGCCCCAGAAGCCAUGCCAGAUAAUGACACCAGUACAUCUUACUCCGUCGUGUUCGGAACAAUAGGAGAUGUCAGCAAGGACCUGACCGCUCAAAUUACGGGAGCACUGCCAAAAGUUUAUUCGAGGGAGCUCUUGAAGUCUGGGG
Colletotrichum acutatum is the source of this 1773-nucleotide messenger RNA. RefSeq lists its product as uncharacterized. The transcript is spliced from 6 exons. The coding region runs from base 1 to 1569 and encodes 522 amino acids. The record is from RefSeq and is a predicted model, not a curated record. Lineage: Eukaryota; Fungi; Ascomycota; Sordariomycetes; Glomerellales; Glomerellaceae.